UUAAUAGAUACUCACGCAAGAACUGUGAAUAUGAGCGAAUUAUCAACAAACUUUUCCAAAGAAAUUUCUGCUAUUAAACUGUACCUGAGGGAUAAUUCCACCCGAAUUCAAGAUUUAUGGCUUGAAUUAAGUCAAAAUUUCUCCCUUAAAUGGACUGCUCUUCACGCAAACAUUCAACGCAAUGAGUUACAGAUUGCUGAACUUAUGAGACGUAUGGAAAAUAUAACAUUGCGCAUCGCUUUGAUGGAAAAUAAUUGGGAAAAGAACAAUAUUAAAAUUAAAGACUGUCAAGGCCUUAUUCACAACAUCGAAAGUAAUGUUACAGAUUUAAACACCAAUUCUGAGAUUUUGAAACAAUCCAUUAGCACCAUUUGCAACCAUUUUAUUCAAAAUAAUAAGUUACAUGAUGAUGGUGAGGAAUACAAACAAAAUACAACAGCGAUAAGAAUAAAAAACUAAUGUCCUAGUGUAGUACACUUCCAUUCAAAAAUAUUUACAUCAAUAAAAGGAUUAUUAA
Molecule: messenger RNA, 517 nt
Organism: Bactrocera latifrons
Lineage: Eukaryota; Metazoa; Arthropoda; Insecta; Diptera; Tephritidae
Exons: 4
Coding region: 31-459 (142 amino acids)
Source: RefSeq, a predicted model, not a curated record